AUGGCAAUUCAACAAUAUAUGAAGGCUAGCUUUUGCAUUGUUUUGGCUCUUAACAUUGUGGCAACCCUCAGCAUUGUAGAAAAGACGGCAACACAAGAAGAAUUCCUUAGCCAACUAUUUGAUCCAGCAUCUGGACUAUUAGAUGAGGACACGGCAGAAGUACUAUGGAUCACUUGCGGUGAAGAUUUGAUUCAUUCAAAGAAAGGAGUUGGAGAUCUUGACUUAUGCCUCCAGAAGGAAUCACCAAGUAGCACCAAUGAAAUUAGUUCCGAAAAUGGAUCAAUAGCAAGAGAAAACAUCAGAAAAUUGUUUAAUACUUGCAAUCCUCAGUUGAAGGAAAAUUUUCUUCACUGUUUGAGAAAAAAUAAUUUUCCAUUCCAUGUCUAUGGAGAAGAGGAUGACUCCAAGAUUUGGCAUGCCCCUUAUAUGGUAUCACUUUCUUCCAGAAGAAAUCUGGGUCAUGUUUUGCCCCAGCACUUAUCAGAAACACCAGAAAAUGAAGAUGAAUCACCUUCAAAAUCCAGUCCUAAAGGUGGUAAACCUGAUAAGAAAAAAAAAAAGUCCAAGUCAUCUGAUCAUAGUGAUCACAAGAAAACAGUUGCACUUGCCAUAGCUAUAACUGCAGUGGUGACAUUUCUGGGUGCAGCACUUAUCUUUAUAUGUUGUUGUCGGUGUUGUGGGAGUGGCCGAGUUAGACAAAAUGAUGAGAGGCCCCUUCUCAGCAUGAGCAAGAGUGACUACUCCGUUGGUUCUUCUUCCAAUAAUAAUGCGUUUAGAAAUUCAAUGAAAGAGGAGAAACUCGGGUUUCAAUCAUCUUUGGUUGAUGACAAGAACUCAAUGCAGGAAAUUCAAUUAGCAGGAGUUGCAAGACCAUCAUUUGAACUUAAACCUCCACCUGGUAGGGUAGGAACUGGAAUGCCACCUUUGAAACCUCCUCCUGGUAGACCUGAUCCUCUUCCUCCUGAGCCACCUUCUAAGCUUUCUGAUUAUGCCACUACUCCUCCUUCUGCUCCUCCUCCUCCACCACCAAGGCCUGGUAGUGGUGGCUCUCCACCUCCUCCACCCCCAAAACCUGGCAGUGGCGGUCCUAAGCCUCCUCCACCACCUCCACCUGGUGCCAAACCUGGUCCACGUCCACCACCACCUCCUAAGGGUGGUGUAGGUCCUCCUAGAGCUCCUCCUCCAAUUGGCCCAAAAGGGCCUAGACCUUUGGCUGGUGUACCAAAGCCUCAAGGGAAAGUUGGAGAUGCUUCAGAAGGUGAUGCUGAUGCUGAUGCUCCUAAAGCUAAGCUAAAGCCUUUCUUCUGGGAUAAGGUUCAAGCCAACUCAGAUCAAACCAUGGUUUGGAAUCAGAUCAAAGCAGGAUCAUUCCAGUUUAAUGAAGAAAUGAUGGAAACGCUUUUUGGCUAUACUGCUGCGCCUGUGGAUAAAAACAAAGGAGUACAGAAGAAGAAAGAAUCUUCAUCCCUGGAUCCUUUUCAGUUUAUCCAGAUCAUUGACUCCAAGAAAUCACAAAAUUUAUCAAUUCUGUUGAAAGCAUUGAAUGUGACACUAGAAGAAGUUUGUGAUGCAAUUCUUGAAGGGAAUGAGCUCCCCCCAGAAUUUAUUCAAACCUUGCUGAAGAUGGCACCAACGUCAGAGGAAGAACUCAAGCUAAGGCUUUUCAGUGGUAACCUAGCACAACUUGGGCCUGCUGAUCGAUUCCUGAAAGCCCUGAUUGAAAUUCCAUUUGCCUUCAAACGAAUGGAAGCACUGCUUUAUAUGUGUACUCUUGAAGAGGAGCUCACUGUUACCACAGAGUCUUUUGCAACUUUAGAGGUUGCAUGUAAGGAAUUAAGAAGCAGCAGGCUGUUCCUCAAGCUUCUUGAAGCUGUUCUCAAAACUGGGAACCGUAUGAAUGAUGGCACAUUCCGUGGUGGUGCACUAGCAUUUAAACUUGAUACACUACUCAAAUUGUCAGAUGUAAAAGGAGUAGAUGGAAAAACGACUCUCUUACACUUCGUUGUUCAAGAGAUAAUACGCACUGAGGGCAUAAGAGCUGCUCGUAUGGCAAAAGAGAGCCUUAGUUUCUCUAGCAUUAAAACAGAUGACCUUCUUGAAGACAUAUCUCAUGAAUCAGAAGACCACUAUCGUGAACUUGGUCUUCAAGUUGUUUCACGUCUGAGUAAUGAACUUGAGAAUGUGAAGAAAGCAGCAGCACUAGAUGCUGAUGGCUUAACAGGAACAACUGCAAGGCUUGGCCAUGGUCUCAUAAAAACAAGAGACUUUGUAAACAAAGACCUGAAGAAAGAAGAGGAUGAUGAUAAAGGGUUUCAUGACACGGUUAAGAGCUUUGUGGAGAAAGCUGAGGCUGAUGUCACGAGUCUUCUAGAAGAAGAGAAGAAAAUCAUGGCUCUGGUGAAGAGCACUGGUGAUUACUUUCAUGGGAAUUCAGGGAGGGAUGAAGGCUUAAGAUUGUUUGUAAUAGUACGUGACUUCUUGAUAAUGGUAGAUAAGAUAUGCAAGGAGAUAAAAAAUGCACCAAAGAAACCAGCUCCAGCAAAAAAUGUGAAACAAAAUACUUCUAGUUCUAGAGGAUCAUCUACCUCAGAAACUCGUCCUCCACCUAAUUUUCGUCAGCAACUUUUUCCACCAGUUGCAGAUAGGGGGGUGGAUGAUUUUAGUUCAGAUGAUGAGAGUCCAUAG
This is a messenger RNA of Gastrolobium bilobum, 2685 nucleotides long. RefSeq names its product formin-like protein 5. Gene Ontology annotation, molecular function: actin filament binding. Gene Ontology annotation, biological process: actin cytoskeleton organization; actin nucleation. The transcript has 6 exons. The record is from RefSeq and is a predicted model, not a curated record. Lineage: Eukaryota; Viridiplantae; Streptophyta; Magnoliopsida; Fabales; Fabaceae. Bases 1 to 2685 code for a protein of 894 amino acids.